UUGUUUAACCCGAAUACUUAUAAAUCCGACCAAUAGACGACUAAACACAUAUAUCAAGCAAUUCAAAGUAACGAAUUUGUGGGCGUUAAUGCGCACUACGAGCAGAUGGUCACUCAUGUGAUCAUUUAGUGAUUGUUGUUUUCGCUCUCUAACCGUAUUUUUCACGUACUUCGAUGGGAACUCCAUUUUUCCGAAUCAACUCCUGUUCGACUACAUGGCAACACAUUCAAAUGCCCUGAAACAGCAUCUCUCUAUGUGGAGCGUCUACGUCACGCGCUCUGACCCUCUUGCCCAUGGAAGCGCGCGAGACCCAGCCGGAGCCGCCCGUUCAUCGCGUGAAAACACCUCUGGAAAGAAUGUCAUCCUGUGAUUCUUUUACAAAUGGAUUUAUCGGUGUCCGCGAAUAAUUUGCAUUUCGGCGGUUUUGCGGGGGAAUGCCUACUCCAAGGCAAAGCCCUGUGGAGGAAAGGGAGGUGCUGAGUGGUGAGGGAAGAUCCAAUAACAACAACAUGGCGACUGAUGCCACCACCACCAACCUGCUGGCCUCUGUUAAAGAGCAGGAGCUCCAGUUCGAACGGCUUACCAGAGAACUCGAAGAAGAGAGACAGAUUGUGGCCAAUCAGCUGGAGCGAUGCAGGUUGGGGGCGGAGUCUCCAGGUGCUGCGAGUGACAGCUCCUCUGAGAAGUCUCUUCUGUGGAGAUCUGCAGAAUCCUCAGGUGCAGGUGUGUCUAAGCCGUCGGAUGGUUGCCCCUCGCCCACAUUUGGGGUCAGAGGUCAGGGGCCACUUUACUCCCCUGAAUUGGAACAGAUCUCCCUGCGUGAAAGUGAGGGGUCUGCGGCAAACUCACGCAGCUCGACUCAAAUGAAUUCGUAUUCGGAUAGUGGAUAUCAAGAGGUGAGUGGUUACUAUAGUAACACGGUGACGCCCAGACGAUCAGAAGGGAGGUCUCAGUCGACAAGCUCCGCCCCCAGUGGAAGCCCCACCUUUGCCAUGAGCUCUAGAGCUGAAGGACAGGCCUCAGCACAGGUGGGCAGCAGUGGGCGUGUCAUGAGGCGAGUCAGCUCUGUCCCCUCUCGAGCGCCAUCCCCACUCUACACCCCGUCCCCGCCUGCGUCUCGCCAGCCUCUGCGUACAUCUCUUGGAAGCCCCUAUGGCUCGCCUAUAGUCUCAGAGCCCCGUCCUCUACCAAGCAUAUUUCCUGGCACCACCUUGCCUCCUUCUUCCAGCCACGCCCCUGAACCAGUACACUCCAGCUACUUGGGACGGCAUGGAAAUGGGACGGGGUCGGAGUCUGGGUCGCCGACGCUUCUGCGGGCCGGUAUGACCGCUCAGCCUCAGCAGUACGGAACCCUGGGGAAGCAUGAUACGCGUGCAUAUGACACAACUCACUCUUCUUUUGGGUCUCGGGCCUAUGACAUCUUUGAGAGGAUGGUUCUUUCAAGACCGGAUAGCCUCACAGGCUUGCAAACCUCUUACAGUCAGAACAGCCAGCUAGGCCAAGAAGCCCGCUCCCCUGACUGUCACGUCACACCAAUCUAUGAGGACAGAACCUUCCAGAACCCUCUGUACCAGAGCCCCACGCACGGCUCCCAAAGCGCUAUCUCCAGAAACAAUACAGGGUUUGGUACUUUACAAAGGACCACUAGUCAGUGUAGCACUCUGAGGUACCAGCGAGGGCUAUUCUCAAUGGGCUCCAUGGCAACGCACUCUGACACCUAUCGCCCCGCCCAUUACCGCCAAGCCGACUCGAACUACAACAGACACGCAGCUGCCGUUGACAACGCUGUCACGCGCUCGCCUUCCAUAGACAGUGCUCACAAAGAUCCAAGGGAGUUUGCCUGGAGAGACCCUGAGCUGCCAGAGGUGAUCCGGAUGCUGCAGCAUCAUUUCCCUUCUGUCCAGGCCAAUGCUGCAGCGUACAUACAGCACCUCUGCUAUGGAGAUAACCGCAUAAAGGCAGAGGUGUGUCGACUGGGGGGAAUCCGGCACCUGGUGGAUCUGCUUGACCACAAAACCUUGGAAGUUCAGCGGAAUGCCUGCGGAGCUCUGCGGAACCUAGUGUAUGGAAAAGCCACCGAUGAUAAUAAAGUGUGUGUGAGGAAUGCCGGUGGAAUCCCAGCUUUGGUUCGUCUGUUGAGAAAAACUCCAGACACUGAAGUGCGAGAGCUCGUAACCGGUGUGUUGUGGAACCUGUCGUCAUGUGAUUCUGUAAAGAUGACGAUCGCUCGGGACGCUCUCGGGCCACUUACCAACACAGUAAUUAUCCCUCACUCCGGGUGGGGUGCGGCCCCUCAGCGAGAGGACCAGAAACUCAAACUGCACUCAUCUUUGGUACUGAGGAACACUACCGGAUGCCUCAGGAACCUGAGCUCAGCUGGAGAAGAGGCCAGAAGGCAGAUGCGUUGCUGUGAAGGGCUGAUUGAUUCCCUUCUCUAUAUAAUCAAAACCUGUGUAAACACUUCCGAUUAUGACAGCAAGAUUGUGGAAAACUGUGUGUGCACUUUGAGGAACCUGUCAUACCGUCUUGAGUUGGAGAUGCCUCCGUCUCGGCUGAUGGGAGCCCAGGACCUGGACACGCUCCUGGGCCCGGACACCUCCAGUAAGCAGGCCGACUAUAGCUGCUGGGGUCUGAGAAAGAAGAAGAAGAAGAGGUCAUGGCAGGAUCAGCAGUGGGAUGGUGUGGGGCCUAUUCCAGGAUUUUCUGGAAGUCCAAAGGGGGCAGAGAUGCUGUGGCAUCCAUCUGUGGUGAAGCCGUACCUCACUCUGCUGGCAGAGAGCUCCAACCCAGCCACGCUGGAAGGGGCGGCUGGGUCUCUGCAGAAUCUUUCCGCUGGAACCUGGAGGUUUGCGGCCUACAUCCGUGCUGCCGUACGUAAAGAGAAGGGUUUGCCCAUUCUGGUGGAGCUACUGAGAAUGGAUAAUGACAGGGUGGUCUGCUCUGUGGCCACUGCUCUACGUAACAUGGCUCUGGACGCCAGGAACAAGGAGCUCAUUGGAAAAUACGCCAUGCGGGACCUAGUGACCCGUCUCCCUGGCAAUGGGCCCUCCCUGCUGUCGGAUGAGACGGUAGCGGCGGUCUGCUGUGCCCUGCACGAGGUCACCAGCAGGAAUAUGGAGAACGCCCGUGCACUCGCCCAGACAGGCGGCAUCGACAAACUGGUUACAAUCAGCCGAGGACGUGGGGAGAGGUACUCCAUGAAGGUGGUCAAGGCAGCAGCUCAGGUGCUAAACACUCUGUGGCAGUACAGAGAUCUGCGCACCUUCUACAAAAAGGAUGGCUGGAACCAGAAUCACUUCAUCACCCCAGUGUCGACACUGGAACGAGACCGCUACCGUUCCCAACCUACUCUGCCAACCAGCAACGUACAGAUGUCACCUGUUAUCCAAUCAGGAGGCAGUGCCACCUCUUCCCCUGCCAUGUUGGGUAUAAGAGGUCAUCGUUUAAAUCAGCGAAGGACCCAGUCGUCUAUGCAACUUCAUAAUUAUUAUGGAGACGCCAACAGAAACACAAGUCAAUAUACAGGGUCUGGAAAGCAGUCAGCCUAUUUCAUCAGUUCCUAUCCCUCUCCUUCAGCGGAGGAGUCCCGCAGAUCACAGCAUGGCCGGCUCUACUACCCAGAGGACGCAAAUCAAAGCACCUAUGACACUUUUGGAAUGUACCUGUCCUCUCCGAUGGGCUACGAGGACGCCUACCUGGACGAGCCGGUUCGUUAUCCCGUGGUGAGCGAGAGGCAGGUGCUCAAACCCAAUACCAACUACGUGGACUUCUACUCCACCACACGCAGGCCUUCAUACAGAACUCAGCCCUACCCGGCCUCACCUGACUCAUGGGUGUAGGCGUGUACGUUUGUGCGUAAUUGUUCAUGUAACGUGUAGCCAUAGAUAGAAUAUUACACGGACGUGUCACUCCUUAAGACAUAUCUGGAUCAGUGGAUUCCAAGACUGUUGUAUGGACAAGCUGUUGCAUUUGAAGUGACUGGUUCAUUUUCAUUCGGCAAAUUUAAUUUGUGUUUUGUGUGUCCGGUGCAGCGACAUUCAUUUUCAUUUGUGUGUGUGUGUGUGUAGGUGUGAAUGGAAAAGUGUGUGUGUGUGUGUGUGUGUGUGUGUGUAGGUGUGAAUGGAAAAGUGUGUGUGUGUGUGUGUGUGUGUGUGUGUGUGUGUGUGUGUGUGUGUGAAUAGAUGACAGAUUAUAUGCUCCAUUAAAUUAACUUGAAUUUGACCUGGGAUUGAGUGUGAGCCAAAGAUUUACUUUUCAGUAUCUGCUGUUUUUAAACAGCAACACGUGUUUAAGGUCUGAUUUACUGAGAACUUGAACCAUCUUUUUGGGAUUUUGUUUUUCAUGUUUUUUUUAAUGGCAUGUAUUAUAGUCACCUCAGUUUUUGAGUCAAAUGAAAAGGUGUAACUAAAUUACAUAUUGGCUGAAAAGUCUAAUAAAGAAAUAAUAGCGGUGUAAAAAAAAAAAAGAUAUAAAAAAACACUAAUAAUGUUCUGUGCAUUGGAAACAAAAAAGUCAUUUUGUCUGAUCUCAUUGCUGUAGCCUACUUAAUGUAAAGAUUAAUGUAUGUUCCAUGGAGUCUUGCACAACUACGUCAGUUUAUUGUACAACCGUGAUCUGUGCUGCGAAGCACAAAAACUGUGCCAUGAUAAAUCGCUAUGUAGAACUGUGUGUAUAUGUGAGAGACCUUAUGGAGGCAAAAGUUAUUACUAUCAGAAUAUUUAGAUGUAAUAAAGAUGACAUUUGUUUUUUUUAA
Molecule: messenger RNA, 4753 nt
Organism: Ctenopharyngodon idella (grass carp)
Lineage: Eukaryota; Metazoa; Chordata; Actinopteri; Cypriniformes; Xenocyprididae
Gene: pkp4
Product: plakophilin 4
Exons: 22
Coding region: 435-3839 (1134 amino acids)
Biological process (GO): cell-cell junction assembly; cell-cell adhesion
Cellular component (GO): cytoplasm; adherens junction; plasma membrane
Molecular function (GO): cadherin binding
Source: RefSeq, a predicted model, not a curated record